GCCGGCCAACCUCGCCCCAUACCUUCCACCCCCGACCGACGACCGUAAAGGCUUCAUGCAUUCGCUACGAUGCGCAGCCUUCCCUUGACGACUUUCCUGCUGGCGUGGGCCCAUCUCGCGACAGCCGACGACACGGUAAUGAAACAGCGCAUCAAGGUGCAGUUGUUUGCGACGCCUUCGUUUCUUUCCGAGGUUUCCGUCGACGCCUACAACAACCAGUGCCUCUCGCUCGACAACAAUCUAAUUGACGGGCGAGUGCAAUCCAUCCUGGUCGGCGGCCACGAUGUCGCUACGGUGCUACAGCGGGAUGACUACUGGGCCUGUCGCUUCUACGACAACUAUGACUGCAAAGGCGACGUGGACCAAUACCUGCUCAUAGCCGAUGGCGUGAACAACCUGGCCAGCAUCGGCUGGGGAACCAGGAUACACGGUCUUCGCUGCCGCAAUUUCAAGGACGACUGAGCCAUCCACAACCGCGAGAGACUGGCUCUAUAAUGAAGCCACUACAUCGAACUAAAUCCGAGGGCACCCGACGAUAAGGGGCAUGCCCCACAACAACUGAGAGACCUACCUCUGCCUAGCGUGAGGCUCUCCGCCAUGUGUGCGGGAGAGAUUACGAGUGAGAAGAAGAGCAUACAAUACGUAGUUUGACUUGAAGCGGGGCGUUUGGUAUACCAGGCAUGGGACUGAAGUUUAUCGACACUUAUCCAGACAUGCCGCACACUGUGGAGACAUGGACGUUCACCUUGAACUUCUGGGACACUAUGUCAAGCUGGCGUACAGGACGGGGAAUAAUAGGGCCUUCGAAGCGCUCGGAGCCGCCCCCUAUACUAUUAGCGACGGAUUGGGUGAAUACCGAGAGAGUUAAUGAAUAUAAUUAAAUGUAUUCUAUGAGUCUUGCCUGUCG
This is a messenger RNA of Cucurbitaria berberidis CBS 394.84, 907 nucleotides long. RefSeq lists its product as uncharacterized. Lineage: Eukaryota; Fungi; Ascomycota; Dothideomycetes; Pleosporales; Cucurbitariaceae. The transcript has 3 exons. Bases 70 to 462 code for a protein of 130 amino acids. The record is from RefSeq and is a predicted model, not a curated record.